Messenger RNA from Dothidotthia symphoricarpi CBS 119687, 867 nucleotides. RefSeq lists its product as uncharacterized. The annotation marks the transcript as partial. The transcript has 7 exons. NCBI's taxonomy places the organism in Eukaryota, Fungi, Ascomycota, Dothideomycetes, Pleosporales, Dothidotthiaceae. The record is from RefSeq and is a predicted model, not a curated record.
GAGCCCAUCGUGCCUGCGCCGGCCCAUUAUGCCGUAGACCUUGAGCACCCGCAACGACGCGGUGAGGCCAUCAUCACUUGGAUUGGAAUCGCGGGAAUUGUCAUUGCUACGGCGCUAUUAGUCAUUCGAGCGUACACGAAGGUGGUGCUAGUCAAAAAAGUCGCUUCCGAUGAUUGGUGUAUUUUGCUCGCGUGGAUCUUCUCCAUACCUGUACAAUCGCUUAUUGUUUAUAGAGCUCUUGCUGGCUUGAUUGGCAUACAUGCUUGGGAGCUUACCGGUCAUCAACUCAACACAGUUACUAGAAUAACUUUGGCAACUACAGUGUUGUACUCGCCAGCUCUGGCCUUCGCCAAAUUAUCAUUCCUCUGUUUCUAUCUGAACUUGAACCCCGAGAAAGGCUUCCGCACCAGCGUCUAUCUGACCAUGUUCGUCGUAGUUGGAUCCUGCGUCGGCAUUGUCGUGUCCCUGCUUGCAGCCUGCAGACCAUUUGCAAAGAAUACCGAUGUCACGGUAAGGGAAGGACAAUGUCUGAACAAGGCGGCAUUGUAUAUCGCUACUGGGGUGCUCAACAUCAUUACAGACAUCAUGGUAUUGAUUUUGCCCAUUCCCAUGGUCUUGGGAUUGCAGAUGCUCAGGUCGCGGAAGAUCAUGUUGAUCAUGCUCUUCAGCGCCGGCUCUAUUACAUGCAUUACGAGUGCUGUACGCAUCGCAUUACUUCCUCCAAUGCUCACCUCGGAAGAUUCACCUUGGGACACUGUUUACCCUAGUCUGUGGAUCCUGAUCGAAGCCAGUUUCAUGAUCAUCACUGGUACGCUCCCAACUAUGCGGCUGUUCUUGCGACACGUCGCACCCACAUUGAUUGGUGAC